UCUCUCCAUCAAUUAACAGAGAGAGCCGAGAACAGGACGAUAUCUGAAUCUGUCCCUCUGCUUUGCUUUCCAUACUCCACCAGUUUUUGUUGUUUUUUUUCUCCUCCUGUCACACAUAAACCGGAUUAAAUUACGCAUUGCACCUUUAAGAAGCUGUCACCGGGAUUAGAGUUACGCGCGGAAGGGUUUUACGCACCGUUGGUUCCCAGAGCAGGGUGUCCUUCUCCCUCUGCGUCUCUCUCUCUUCGCUGGUCCUGACACCGCCGGGGAGCCCUGCACGCCGCGCGACAUGGCCGAGAUGGGGAAAGGGGUCACCGCCGGAAAACUGGCCAGCAACGUCCAGAAGAGGCUCACGAGGGCGCAGGAGAAGGUCCUGCAGAAGCUCGGCAAAGCAGACGAGACCCGAGACGCCGCCUUUGAGGAGAUGGUCGCCAACUUCAACAAGCAGAUGACAGAAGGAACCAAACUGCAGAAAGACAUGAAAGCCUACCUCACAGCGGUGAAAACGAUGCACGACGCGUCCCGGCGGCUCCAGGACUGCCUGGCCGAGAUGUACGAGCCCGACUGGUUUGGCAAAGAGGAGAUGGACACGUUGAUAGAGGAGAUGAUAGAGAAGGAGAUGGACAAUAACUUGGAGGACACAGACACGCUGUGGUUGGACUACCACCAGAACAUCAUGGACAAGUCCAUGACCACUCUGGACUCGUACCUGAAUCAGUUCCCUGACAUUAAGGCUCGCAUAGCGAAGCGCGACAGGAAGAUGGUGGACUUCGACAGCGCCCGGCAUCACUUCAACUCCUUACAGAAAGGGAAGAAGAAGGACGAGGCCAAGAUCGCCAAGGCGGAGGAGGAGCUGGGCCGAGCUCAGAAGAUCUUCGAGGAGCUGAACGUGGAGUUACAAGACGAGCUUCCAGCUCUGUUUGACAAUCGUGUUGCCGUCUAUGUUACUGCAUUCCAGAGCCUGGCCGGUCAUCAGGAGAAGUUCCACGGGGAAAUGAGCAAGCUCAGCCAAAACCUGAACGACAUCAUGACCAAACUGGAAGAGCAGCGCGAGCUCAAAAAGGCUGGUACUGCAGAGGCAAAGACAGGAGACGGUGCCAAGAGCGAGGAAACCAACCACAGCGAAUCAGCCAGCUCACCACCAAAGGCGGUGCAGAGGCCCGGUCCUCCUCCCGGUCCUCCUCCCAGUCGGCCUCCGCCCCGACCGACGCCGUCCCACCACGCCGGCCCCCCCACAGAAGACGAGGACGAGGACUCGCUCACGCAUGACGCUCACGCAGACUCCAGCAGCACCAUGUCGACAGAGCAGUGUGAGCCCUGCUCCGGGGUGAACCUGCUGGAUUGGGAUGUGGAGGUAUUACAGCCCGUCACAUUAACAGCUCCCAAGGCGCCAUCAUGGGACUCAUGGCAACAACAAACCCCUGCAGAGCAGGACCCCCAGCAGGAUGUGGACCAGCACCCAGAGCAGGCCCCUGGGGGGUGGGGUCCCGAUGAACACACCACCCACAGCUCCACCCAGCCCAGCUGGGACGAUGCAGAGACCAACUGGGAUGACGAUGGCGCCCGAGGGGGACAGGGGGGCUGGGGCGAUGGUGGACUGGUCCAGAGUGCAGCGACCAACGGCUCAGAUGACAAACUCCCUCCAGGAUUCCUCUACAAGGUGAAAGCGGUGCAUGAGUAUGCUGCCACUGACGCUGAUGAGCUGGAGCUGAAGAUCGGGGAUGUUGUGCUGGUUUUGGCUUUUGACAACCCGGAUGAACAGGACGACGGCUGGCUCCUGGGCGUGCAGGAGUCUCACUGGCUGCAGAACAAAGAUAUUUCAGUCAAAGGUGUUUUCCCUGAGAACUUCACUCAGAAAGUUUGAGGUUCAUGCCACAAAGAUUCUUCUUCUUCUUCCCCUUCUGUGCCCGAAACCUGUGAGCUACAUCGAUAUAACUGGUCACCAAAUGUGUAUUUACACACCAAAUAAUUGAAAAUGUGCGCUGAAAUGCGAGUACUUCUCCAAGGCUAUGAUACAAAAUGUUUGUGCCGUGAUCUCAUCAUCACCAAAACUAACUGAACGUUAUAGUACCACAUGGUACUGUUAUAGUACCACAAUCAUUGAAAACGUACACCCAAAAUAUUACAUUUUUAUUUAGUUUUCAUUUCUUAACUAUUUAUACGCUGAACUCAAAAACACAAAAAAAUGUGUUUGAUAUAUUCAAAAAGGGAAAAAAGUUAUGGAUGUAUUGUAUGAAUGACGAUGAUUUAUGUUGUGUAUUGUCAACAGUUGGAGAACUUCUCACGGUUCCUUGCAUGACGCAUUUGAUUGUAUUGUCAUUUAACUUUGUAACACAACAAACACUGUGACACCAGCUCUACGUACGACACGUGGCUAAGAUUGUCUGAAUAGUACAGGUGUCCUAGAAUGGAGCCCUGGGGAACACCACAGAUGAAAACAGGCUUUGCCUUGCAUUAUUACAGUUGCUUGGGCUUGUAGGAUUAUAAAAGGGAACAGUAGUUUUUCAUUUAUCUUACCGGCCAUUUUAAGGAUAUGACUUGAUGUGUGGCUUAAAUUUUCUAAUGCACAUUUGCUUUUAAUUUAGAUUUUCGAAUUAUAUUUUCAUUGACGGGUGAAAUACAAAACCUCAUCAAACUCAACUGCUCAUAUUUUCAUUUAUCUUCUUUAAUUACCACUAUUUAUUACCAUUUUUGAACAUUUUCCACAUGAAUUUGACUCAAUCUUGUUGCUCCUUGGACAGGACUAUUUAAACUGGAUCACUAUGUACGUACAAGCACAUUUUCUUUAGUGUUUUUUCCAGUAGAAAUCCGGUUUAGGCUGCAUACUGUGAGCCCACGGAGUCCAAAACUGCACUGCCAGCAGCUAAAUGAGAGACUGAGGCUAUAACAUUUAUACAUUUCUAACCAAAUAUCCUGCAGAAACCAAAGUUAAACCCAUGACAACUGUAUUUUUACAUUGAGUGGAAUAAAGGAAUUAAGUGGUAACUAAUGCACCAUCUGUUAAGUCAGUGUCAUUAAAGAUGAAUGAAACAACA
Etheostoma spectabile (orangethroat darter) is the source of this 3035-nucleotide messenger RNA. RefSeq names its product bridging integrator 1b (gene bin1b). The record is from RefSeq and is a predicted model, not a curated record. Gene Ontology annotation, cellular component: synaptic vesicle; plasma membrane; cytoplasm. The coding region runs from base 290 to 1864 and encodes 524 amino acids. Lineage: Eukaryota; Metazoa; Chordata; Actinopteri; Perciformes; Percidae. The transcript is spliced from 19 exons. Gene Ontology annotation, molecular function: tau protein binding; phospholipid binding.